Molecule: messenger RNA, 1905 nt
Organism: Drepanopeziza brunnea f. sp. 'multigermtubi' MB_m1
Lineage: Eukaryota; Fungi; Ascomycota; Leotiomycetes; Helotiales; Drepanopezizaceae
Molecular function (GO): 3'-5'-RNA exonuclease activity; mRNA binding
Source: RefSeq, a predicted model, not a curated record
AUGUCCGCUUCCGCACCGAGCCAGCAGGGCAAUCUCGACAGAUACGUGGUGAUCCAUGUGGCCACCACCUGCGACGAGCACGGCGUAUACGUGACGAAAGAUUCUGCAGAGGUGAUAGAGCUUGGCUGGAUACUUCUGGAUGCCAAAUCCUGCGAAGAGUUGCAUCGGGAGAGCGUCUUGGUCAAGCCCAUCAAUACCCCUAUUACACCACUCUGCACGAGCCUCACGACAUUGACUUGGGAGCACGUCCGCAACGCUGGAACUUUCCGCGAUGCGAUCAACCGAUUCGACGCUUUUGCCAGCGAGCACCUCACCUCCCAGAGCCUCGACUUCUCUUUCGUAACACUCGACUCGUGGGAUCUCCGAGUUCAGCUUCCCCGUGAAGCCCGCGACAAGGCCGUGGUGCUCCCACCGUAUCUCCAGCACUCCCGAACUUUCGAUCUGAGGACCGAGUACCAGCGCUGGCAGCAACAUCACCCCGAGUCUCUGCCAUUCGGGCCAUCGAUGCUGUCCAACAUCUGUGCUGCGCUCGAGGUGGAACCGGUACAAGCCAGUGCACCCAUCAAGCACAACCUGCCAUUCCACUUGCAAGCUCUGGCGCCUGCCUCGCCCCGCAGAGCCAUGGAGGAGGCAAUCACCCUGACAAGAGUUCUCCGAGGCCUGAUUCGCAAGUCUCAACCGGCCCACGAGCAUCCGGAUGUUUUGACGAGGCCGAUGGAUGCCCGUGCCGACGUGCGAGCAUUCUUGUCUGAACGCAGCAAAGUCUUGCACAUGGCUGGUCUCCCCCACGAUACCACUCAAUCGGAGCUGGAGAGCUGGUUCACCCAGUUUGGAGGCCGCCCCAUUGCCUUUUGGACUCUACGGACCCCAGACCAGCACAAACCUACCGGAUCCGGCUUUGCCGUUUUCUCAUCCCACGAAGAGGCCGCAGAAAGUUUGUGCAUGAAUGGCCGAGCCUUGAAUGAGAAGGCGAUCGAGGUGUCCCCCUCUUCUAGCCGUGUUCUUGACCGAGCUGCAGAAAUCUUGACCCCCUUCCCUCCUAGCAAGAACCGACCUCGCCCUGGAGACUGGACCUGCCCAUCGUGUGGAUUCUCCAACUUCCAGCGUCGUACCGCAUGUUUCCGAUGCUCUUUCCCCGCUAUGAGCGCUGGCCCGAGUGGAGAUUCCAUGGGGGGCUACGGUGGCGGCUAUGGAUACGGCCCCCCAGCCAUGAUGCCCCCUCCCCAGCACAUGGGUCAUCACGGCGGUAUGGGUGGCGGCCACGGCGGCGGCGGAAGAAUGGGUGGGGGUGGGGGUGUUGUUCCUUUCCGGGCUGGGGAUUGGAAGUGUGGCUCCGAAGGCUGCGGAUAUCACAACUUUGCGAAGAACGUCAGUUGUCUCCGUUGUGGUGCCUCCCGAGCAGGUGCGGCUGUCGUGGCUGAUUCGGGUUAUCCUUCUCCAAUGGACACUCCUUCCAACUAUGGCGGAAUGGGUCCGGGUUCCAUGGCAGGGACUCCUGGCCCUGGUCCUUUCACAUCGGCUGCCGGCGGUGGAUUCAGCUCGGGUGGCGGAUACGGUAACCAGCACUAUGGUGGUCCCCAGAGCACGUACGCUCUCCCGUCUGGACUCGGUGCGUCCACUGGUCCAUACCCUGGAUCCCUCAACACCCAUUUCAGCUCAGCUGGUGCGAGCUCUCACUCCGCUGGACCGUUUGACAGCCGUGCUGCCGAAGCUGCUUUCCAGUCCGCCAGCAACGGACCAGCUUCCGCUGGACCAGGGAAUAACUUUUACUCCAGCCAGAGCGAGAGCGAUCCAUUCGCCUUUCUCUCGACUGGGAUGAGCAACAUGUCGAUGGGUAGCGGUGACGCUCGCCAGAACAGUGGCAGCGCUAACCUUCCUCCAAGCAAGUCUCCUGGAGCUCAAUAA